This is a messenger RNA of Priapulus caudatus, 1536 nucleotides long. Its product is annotated as transmembrane protein 186-like. The record is from RefSeq and is a predicted model, not a curated record. The coding region runs from base 144 to 944 and encodes 266 amino acids. NCBI's taxonomy places the organism in Eukaryota, Metazoa, Priapulida, Priapulimorpha, Priapulimorphida, Priapulidae. The transcript is spliced from 2 exons. Gene Ontology annotation, cellular component: mitochondrion.
UUUCGCGCAGUUAUGGCUUUCGCCACAUGUAAUGAGAUCAGGAUGAGAUGAGUAGUGAAAUAGAUAAGUACACCUUUAUUUAUGACAGCAGCUUAAAGCUACAGUACAGAUAGUCCUAAUUGUAGGCACAGACAUCUACAUAAAUGGCAAGCAGACUCGUAUGGAAUCGACUUCGAAAUGCGUUGCUGUCAUCGUCACCUGUUCUCACACGGCCACACGCUGCGCUACCGUCACAAUUCUCAGUAUAUGCCAGAUCUCUUCUAGAGUUUCAUACGACAAGGAAAGUAUCGUUAGCAUUUUUUAUCCCGAGCAAGUGCGAACCAAGGCGCCGCACAGACGUCAAAUUGGCAGCGGUGCAUGGUUUGACUUGUGUGUGCUCAUACUCUUCUGACGGGCAAAGCCAAAAUUCUCCAUUAGUGACAGAUCGAGCUUCUUUGUCAGCACCAGAGGGCGACACCAAUGACUUUUCCGUCAUAUAUAAGUUCCCCUACAUCGUGCACAUGCGGGUUGUGUCGCGAUUCAAGAUCGUACAGACAGGCAUCACGUCAGUUGUGCUUCUACCGAUGGCCGCUCUCACUGCGAUGGGGCACGUGGAGCCAUGGUUGUUGACUUACACAUUUGGCGUAACAGGACUAGCAGCUGGGAUGCUCUGUGUUAUGAGUUAUUUCUUUAGGAGAUUGAUAGGUAUCCUUGCUCUCAGCAAUGAUGGCGAUAUGUUAAAGGUCUCUCAUAUGACAUUCUGGGGAAGGAGGCACGAUAUUUACGUGCCAGUCGACAGUGUUGUGCCUUUUUCUGAUUGUGAAUCUAAUCCCACAGAUAUUUUUGUAAAUUUUAUGUGUGAUGAAAUUACCAGUCAUUUAUACAUCAGUCUUAGGUUUGGAGGCAUUGUCGAUAGAGAGAAAUUCAUGCAGGUAUUUGGGCGUGAAAUACCUCCAUUAAAAUAAAGUUAUAUUAACUAAUAAAAAUGUGAAAUAAGUCGAGAAACAAGAGAAAUUUCAAAUAUAAAACUGUAUAAAUCAAUCAAAACUGUUCAACUGUACUGUAAUUGGGAAAAUAUGUGUUGCAAAUAUAAAUACAACAGGCCCGUAGUGGCCGCCAUGGCAGCACGGCACUGCCGUGGCACUAUUUUGACAAAAAAAAUUGUGCAGGGAACCAAGGAGCUACAUAUACCAAGGAGAUGAAACAACACAUGCGUGGCUCUCUUCUCUAGAAACAGAACUGAUUAUGUUUAGCAGGAGUCAAAUGCCAGUAGACAUCAAAUGUGCAAAGGACUUCUUGGAGUCGUACAUCUCCCAUUCACUUCUGUAUCCUGAAACCGGAAAAAUUCUCAGAUUGCUUUUAAUAUUGCCGGCAACACAUGCAGUCAGUGAAAGGUCCGUCAGCGCUUGGCAUCUAGGGUGAAAUCCUUUCUCAGGGCAAGCAUGACCCAGUUAAGGCUCAACAAUACAAUGCUCCGAGUAUAUGUUAGACAAGAUAGAUGAACAGGAUGUAAUUUCAGAAUUUGUAAGUUGCCAUCCAGGCAGAAAAUAUAAAAUU